AUGGAAAAACAAGGGUGGAGAUGCAGAAAACUGGUGCUAGUUCCAUGUCCAUUCCAAGGACACAUAAAUCCCAUGCUUCAGCUAGGCACCAUCCUUCACUCCAGAGGUUUCUCUAUCACAGUUGCUCAUGCCCAAUUCAAUUCUCCUCAAACUUCCAAUCAGCCUGAUUUUAUCUUCCAAUCCCUACCAGAUGGCAUAUCAUCCAAACCUGACAUCGCUCGUUAUUUUUUAGCUUUCAUGUCAAGUCUUAACUUGAACUGUAGAGCCCCAUUCCAGGAAUUUCUAAGUCAGAUGAUAGGAAAACAGGAGCAGCAAGACGAACUCCCCUGUAUAAUUUAUGAUGCACUCAUGUACAUCUUACAAACUUGUAGUGUUACCACUAUGCUGACGUACUUUGCAUAUCCUCGACUCCAAGAGGAAGGUUACAUUCCCCCACAAGAUUCCAACUCAACAGAGUUAGUGCCUGGGCUUCAUCUCCUCAGAUUCAAGGAUCUACCAUCAAACACUUUCGAUGAUUUAGAUCCCACUCUGCAACUAAUAGCUAUACUGAGCAAUAUAGGAUCAUCUUCAGCCAUCGUUUGGGAUAGUAUGGACUGCCUUGAACAAUCAUCAUUAGCACAAUAUCAACAACAAUUCCGAGUUCCAAACUUGUCAAUAGGUCCUAUGCACAAAAUUGCUUGGCGUCCUCUAGUAGCUUACUGGAAGAGGACAGCAGUUGCAUCUUAUGGCUUAACAAGCAAGGUCACAACUCAGUUAUAUAUGUAA
Messenger RNA from Pistacia vera, 765 nucleotides. RefSeq names its product UDP-glycosyltransferase 76E1-like. The transcript is spliced from 2 exons. NCBI's taxonomy places the organism in Eukaryota, Viridiplantae, Streptophyta, Magnoliopsida, Sapindales, Anacardiaceae. The record is from RefSeq and is a predicted model, not a curated record. The coding region runs from base 1 to 765 and encodes 254 amino acids.